AUGGUUGCUGACUUUGAAAAACUUAUCAUUAAUCGAUUCCAAAUGAGCAUGAAUCGGGAGUUAAGCUUCUUUCUUGGUCUCCAAGUCAAACAGAGUAACAGAGGAAUUUUCAUUCACCAAGAGAAGUACAUUUCAGAACUCCUCAAAAAGUACUCAAUGGACACUUGUGCCUCAGCGAAGGUACCAAUGGGCUUCAGAGACAAGAUCUUUGUCGACCCUUCAGGUGCAGCAGUUGAUGAAAAGAAGUAUAGAGGAAUGAUUGGAUCUCUGCUAUGUCUCACAGCGAGUCGUCCGGGCAUCAUGUUUGCAACAUGUACAAAUAGUCUCGGAAUAUGGUACCCAGCAAAUGAAAGCUUCCUUCUUCAAGCAUAUUCAGAUUCAAACUAUGGUGGUCUUCAACAUGAUAGAAAAAGCACAUCAGGUGUUUGUCAAUUUUUAGGUGGUCGAUUUGGUUAUCGAAGAAACAGAAUUGCAUUGCACUCUUUACAGCCGAAGCAGAAUACAUUGUUGCUGCCAACAGUACCUCUCAAGUUCUAUGAAUGA
This is a messenger RNA of Lactuca sativa (garden lettuce), 543 nucleotides long. NCBI's taxonomy places the organism in Eukaryota, Viridiplantae, Streptophyta, Magnoliopsida, Asterales, Asteraceae. The record is from RefSeq and is a predicted model, not a curated record.